AUGUCCGACAACGUAGGCCUCUCCACUCCCCGCGGCUCAGGCACAUCAGGCUACGUCCAGCGCAACCUCGCCCACCCCCACCACCACCAAUCCUCCCGCCUCAACCCCUACUCCCGCCCCCCUCCCCCAACUUCCUCCCUCCAAACCCAACGCAAACCCGACCAAGGCCUCCUCGACCACGACCGCAAACGACAGAUUGAAGUCAAGGUCUUUGCUCUCCGCGACGAACUUGAAGAAGCAGGGGAAUUGACAGAGGAGCAAAUCGACGAGAAAUGUGACGAGCUAAGAGAGAAACUGAAGAAAGAGGCGGAGAAGGGAGGGGGGACUGGGGUAGGGCCGAGGAGGAAUAUCAAGAGUUUUCAGGUUCAUGAAUUGGCAGAUGCCAAGAUGAAGGAGAGUGAACGGUUGAGGCAGGCGUUGAGAAUUAGUAAGGAUUAUGAGGAGGGGGGGCAUUGGAGGAGGCAGGAGGAGAGGAAGAGAGGGGGUAUGGGUGAGGGGGUGGUGAGACAGGAGGAGGAGGCUGUGAGAGAUAGGGCUCCGCCGAGGGAGAGGGAGAGGAGGAAGGAGAGGGGUGGUGAGAGGGAAAGGGAGGAUAGUCGGGAGAGGUACCGGGAGAGGAGCCCGAGUGGAGAGCGGUAUAGGGAGCGGAGUGGUAGUCGGGAGAGGUAUAGAGAGAGGAGUGUUAGCCGGGACAGGUAUAGGGAGCGGAGUGUCAGUCAGGAGAUACCGAAAGGGCGGGAUGGUGGCCGGGAUAGGUACAGGGAGCGGAGCAUUAGUCGGGACAGGUACCCAGAGAGGAGAGGCGGAAGCGAUCGGGACGAUUUUGAUGAUGAGGACCGUGGGGAUAGGUGUUGA
Molecule: messenger RNA, 855 nt
Organism: Podospora pseudocomata
Lineage: Eukaryota; Fungi; Ascomycota; Sordariomycetes; Sordariales; Podosporaceae
Gene: CWC21
Product: RNA-splicing factor
Exons: 1
Coding region: 1-855 (284 amino acids)
Cellular component (GO): nucleus
Source: RefSeq, a predicted model, not a curated record